AUGAGCUCCAUCCGUCGACGCCUGGCCUGUGUGGAGUGCACACGGCGAAAGAUCCGUUGUGACAAGGUGGUCCCGUGUCGCAAUUGCACUAGAAGAGGUAUCACUUGUUCGCGCGCCAGGGGUACCGAUGAUGAGGUGGAGCGAUUGCAAGCCCGCGUCCAGGAGCUCGAAGCUGCUUUGAAGGAAACCACCCAUCUACAACCGCAGAUACAACAACAACAACUACAAUCACGCUCCAGGUCAGAGAUCCUCCGCAAUGGUAGCAACACGCCCGUCUCCGAGACAGCGGAGACCCCCGAGCGCGAGAUGGCGGACGCUGCCACCAUCCUCGAGUUCCUCGCUUGGGGGCGACGGAAGAAUCCGGACUAUCACGAGGUGUUGGCCCGUAGAGAUGGGGUCGAGCAUGAGUCUCCUGGGGAUGUGACAGCGGAGGGCGGCAGCGUAGAUCGCAAUCCGGAAAUUGCAUCUUCGCUGGCCUAUCUGCAGCUCCUACUCCCGGAUAGAGACCUCUUGUACCAACUCGUCUCCUACCACUGCGAAUGUGUCCUCUGGUACCAUGGCUCGUUUCACUCUCAUCGCCUCCAGGAUGAACUUGAUAACUUCAUCCGUUUUGCAAACGGCCAGAUAGCCCAUCCUCGAGUCGAUCUGCAAUGGGUGGCGCUGCUCUUUGCCGUCCUCACUGGUGCCCUAGCCUGCGCGCCUCGCAUGACCGCCCAAGCCUGGGGCUUCCCAGAGUGGGAACAGACUACCCUGGCUCAGCGAUGGUUCAAAGCCGUCUCAACGUGCCUGCACCACGCUGACUUCACCGCAAUCCAUUCUCCCUACGCCGUCCAGGCCAUCGCUACACUAACCAUGUCCGCACAUCUCCUGGGCUUCUCAAAUAGUCUCUCUGUUCUUCUCGCAGCCGCAACCCGCAUUGCCCAGGGUUUAGGCCUGCAUCGGCUUGGCUCGGAGAAGGAGACCAUGCCCACACCAGCCAUGAUCGACCGCGAAAUCGGGCGCAGAGCAUGGUGUCAGCUGUGCAUCCAGGACUGGUUCUCUAUCCCAUUUUCAGAAAGCUACCUGAUCCCACGUGGAUGUGUCAGUACCGCUCGUCCCCGUAAUUGUCGUGACGACGAUAUGCGGAAAUUAUCCGACGAUGAACCCACCCUCACCAGCUACUCGCGCUUCUUCUACCAAGUUGCUUCCAUCAUGCCUUCACUGCAGGAUAGCAUGACAGCCUCAAACACCCUCUACACAAGAUACGAGCAGGUGCUUGAACACGAUCGCCGGUUACGGAGCCUAGCUACGCAGGGUCUCCCGCUUUAUCUUCGAAACAUCCCAGUAGAAGACCAUCCAGAGUGGCCGCGAUAUGUGCCGUGGGCCCGUCGCAGUUUGGCAAUCAGCUCCUCACAUAAGAUCAUUAUGAUCCAUCGAAAAUUUCUCGAAUUGAGUUUCACGAACCCAGUUUUUGCGAGGACGCGCCGAACCUGCGUUGCUGCCGCAAGAACGAUUAUCAAAGAACAGAAGGAGGCGAUUCAUGAUGGGGGUCCCGUCCUCUGGAUCCAUCAGGCAUUUAGUGUUGCUGCUAGUAUCAUCUUAUGUCUCGACUUGUUUCACCGCACCAACGCCGACCCCGAAACCACGUACCACCGCCAACUCGUCAACGAUGGCCUGGAGAUCCUCUCGCACAGCGAAUCCAAUAUGAUUGCACGACGAGGGGUGCAUCUCCUAGAAGCGCUGUUGGCACGAGAACGCGACCGAGGCUCUCCGAGACAGCUACCGUCACCGGAGCAGGAGACUGAUCGGAACCUGGACCUGGUGGGGGUCAUUAGGAGCUUUUAUGAAAAAGGCCGGUGGCAGAGGGGCCGGACGGCCUCCCGAGAUGGAAGUCAGGGAUGGCCGCCUGUUGAGCGUGGAGGAAGUGAUCGAACGGGCCAAGCACCGACGCCGGCGGGAGCCACGUCGCCCUCAUUAGAAGGAUUAGCCAUGUCAUACGGCUUGGAGUGUGCGGAGAGUUUAGAGGAUAUUCUAGUCUUGGCGGCCAAUUAUGCGGCCUGA
Molecule: messenger RNA, 2040 nt
Organism: Aspergillus ibericus CBS 121593
Lineage: Eukaryota; Fungi; Ascomycota; Eurotiomycetes; Eurotiales; Aspergillaceae
Product: Zn(II)2Cys6 transcription factor
Exons: 3
Coding region: 1-2040 (679 amino acids)
Biological process (GO): regulation of DNA-templated transcription
Molecular function (GO): DNA-binding transcription factor activity, RNA polymerase II-specific; zinc ion binding
Source: RefSeq, a predicted model, not a curated record